Molecule: messenger RNA, 3762 nt
Organism: Aspergillus tanneri
Lineage: Eukaryota; Fungi; Ascomycota; Eurotiomycetes; Eurotiales; Aspergillaceae
Exons: 3
Coding region: 1-3762 (1253 amino acids)
Molecular function (GO): protein binding
Source: RefSeq, a predicted model, not a curated record
AUGCCCCAGCAUACAUCUAAAUGGAGAAACCAUUUUCUUAAGACAUUUCACACACCUAAGACAUCCAAGAACGCGAACCUCCGGCCAGCCCAAGAGGGAUCCUCUACCAGUAGUCAUGCUAUCCAAACAACCCAGCUGGAGAAUGCCUCUAUACCACAAGACUUGUGGCAGGCUGCCUAUGACCAGCUCGAGGAGAAGGAGCAGGCUAUCCUGUCGAAAAUACAGGUUCCAAACCCACCAAACAAAGACGACACGAAUUACUCACAGACAAAAGUUGUAAUAGACAAGGUUAUUCAGAUGACAAAAGAGCAAUAUGAGGAAUACCAACGGGGCGGUUUAAAAAUUCGACAGUCAACCGGAGAAGAUAUUAAUAUCCGAAAAAUAUCACAGCAAAUUAUCAGUGCUGCUUUGUCGUUUAAGGACAUUGUUAGUGCAGUUGCAGCUUUUGAUCCCACCAAUCAUGCAGCAAGCACUUGGGCUGUUGUCUUACUUGGAUUAACCAUAACAAAAAACCGUCAGGACUUGCGAGAUGCCUUGUUGAAAUCUUCAGAGUACUUAGCAGAUGUCCUUGCACGAUGUGCCUACAUUGAAAAGAACUUCUACCACAAGGGAUCUGGGAUAGACAGCAAAAUAAGAAGUCCAAUAAUCAGAGUUUAUAAAGCCAUCCUCUAUUAUACAGCAGAAGUGAUGACUGCUCAAAAGCCUGGUAUGGGAAGGCGUGUACUGGACAGUGUCACUACAAUCGCCAACCAACCUCUCACAACUCUUCAAUCUUCUGUUAAGGAGGAAGAGCAAUACUUGUACCAGUGGGUCCAGUUAGACCAACAUCUCCACCGCAAAGAAGAAGCCGAGCGCCUCUUAGCUCAAAUUGAUAAGGUGGAAGCAUCAGUCCUAAAUCUUAUUCAGAAUUUUAAUUUUCUAAACCUGCACAUUGCGGAAGGAGCAUUUUAUGACUCAUAUUUAAAUCAACAUGAAGAUAUGUGCCUUCCGGACACCCGAACUGACCUUCGUUACCAAAUCGCAGAGUGGGCGGAAUCAUCUGAUGGUAAAUGUAUAUUUUGGUUAAAUGGUAUGGCAGGAACAGGAAAGUCUACCAUUGCCCGAACAGUCGCGCAAUCUUUUAAAGAGAAGGGCCAACUAGGUGCUAGCUUCUUCUUUAAAAGAGGCGAAGUAGACCGUGGCAAUGCAAAAAGAUUUAUCUCAACUAUCGCAAGACAGUUAGUGACCAACCAUCGGCAACUGGUGCCUGGUGUCUUAAAAGCAAUUGAGAAUGACCCAAAUAUUUCGGCAAAGUCUCUCAAGGAACAAUUUGAUAAACUUCUUCUUCAGCCACUACUUAACCUGAAUCCGAGUCAAAUUACAACUACAGUAAUUGUGAUUGAUGCACUGGAUGAGUGUGAACAGGAAUACGACAUCCGAGUUAUACUUCAAUUCUUACCGCAGUUGCAGAAGUCCAAUGCUAUGCGCGUGCGAAUAUUCUUAACAAGCAGACCUGAACUUCCCAUCCGUUUUGGCUUUCAGCAACACAAUGAGCAUCAGGACUUGAUUCUCCAUGAGCUUCCCACGCCGGUGAUUGAACAUGACAUACGUCUCUUCCUAAAGGACAGAAUCCUAAAGAUAAGAAACGAGCGUUUAAUAUCCUCUGAUUGGCCUGGAAAUGAGGCAAUAGAAAAACUGGUUGCCAUGGCUGUUCCUUUGUUUAUUUUUGCAGCCACUAUAUGCCGCUUUAUUGGAGAUAGAAGAUUCCGGCCGGAAAAACGUCUUGCAGCUGUUCUCCAAGACCAAGCCGUAACAUCGGCAUCGCGGAUGGAUAGAACAUAUCUUCCAGUACUAAAUCAAAUACUUGCUGAUGAGAAUGAGAAUGAGAGUGAAAUUAAGCAACUUCUGCAGGAGUUUCAAGAUACAGUUGGGGUUAUUAUCCUCCUUGCGGCUCCUCUUUCAGCAACUGCUCUUGCGCAGCUGAUUAACAUGCCGGAUGGCGAUAUUAGUAAUCGAUUAGAUGCAUUUCAUUCAGUUCUCAGUAUACCAGAAGAUAUAAAUGCGCCAACACUUGGAGGCCAUUCAGGUUCUGUUAUAUCCAUGGCCUUCUCGCCGGACGGUCAGAUACUGGCCUCAGGCUCCAAUGAUGGCACAGUCAGGCUGUGGGAUGUUAAAACAUGCACAGAGCAGCAUAUACUACUGCACAUAUUCGAGGACCAUAAAUAUUCAGUUCGAGCGGUGGCAUUCUCCCCGGACGGUCAGAUACUAGCCUCAGGCUCUGAUGACGGCACAGUCAAGCUGUGGGAUGUUAAAACAUGCACAGAGCAGCAUAUGCUAAAGCAGAUAUUCAGGGACCAUAAAUAUUCAGUUCGAGCAGUGGCUUUCUCCCCAGACUGUCAGACACUAGCGUCAGGCUCUGAUAAUGGCAUAGUCAAGCUAUGGGAUAUUAAAACACGCAUGGAACGAAACACAUUUGACCAUCAAUAUUCAGUUCAAACAAUGGCCUUCUCGCUGGAUGGUCAGACACUGGCAUUGGGCUUUGAAAAUAAUACAGUAAAGCUUUGGGAUAUUAAAACAUGCACGGAGCAACAUACGCUUAAAGGUCAUUUAGGUUCUGUUGAAACUGUGGCCUUCUCCCCGGACGGUCAGACACUAGCCUCAGGCUCUAAGGAUGAGACAGUUAAGUUGUGGGAUGUUACAACGUAUACAGAAAAGUACACGCUUAAGUGCCAUUCUUUACUUCUGACUGUGGCCUUCUCCCCGGACGGUCAGACACUAGCCUCGGGCUCCAAUGAUACGACCAUUAAGCUAUGGGAUACCAAGACUGGCAUGGAACAGCACACGCUUAAGGGCCAUUUAGGUUGGGUUGUAACUGUGGUCUUCUCCCCGGACGGUCAUACACUAGCCUCAGGCUCUAAUGAUAAGACAGUUAAGCUGUGGGAUAUUACAACACAUACAGAACAGCAUAUACUUAAGGGCCAUUUAUAUUCAGUUAAAACCAUGGUCUUCUCCCCGGAUAGCCAGAUACUGGCCUCAGGCUCCUAUGACGACACAAUUAAGCUGUGGGAUGUUAAAACAAGCACAGAAAAGUACACGCUUAAGGGUCAUUUACGUUGGGUUCAGACUGUGGCUUUCUCCCCGGACAGUCAGACAUUGGCCUCAGGCUCCGAAGAUGGCAUAGUUAAGCUAUGGAAUGCCAAGACUGGCAUGGAACAGCACACGCUUAAAAGCCACUUAGAUUGUAUCCAAACUCUGGCCUUCUCACCAGACAGUCAGAUACUAGCCUCGGGCUCUAAUGAUACGACCAUUAAGCUAUGGGAUACCAAGACUGGCAUGGAACAGCACACGCUUAAGGGCCAUUUAGGUUGGGUUGUAACUGUGGCAUUUUUGCCGGACGGUCAGACACUGGCCUCAGGCUCUGAAGAUUGCACGGUCAAGCUGUGGGAUGUUAAGACCGGAACCAUUUAUAGGACUAUACCUACAGAGGAACCUAUUAGUCGCUUAAGCUUUUCUAAGCAAGACCGAUAUCUGGAUACGAAUUUAGGUCCUCUUGACAUUCAGUAUCAGGGUGAUAGUUAUCCUCAAACUUCAUAUCAUCCUACCCCUCAAGCAUCCCUGGUAAAUGAAUGGGUGGUUUUCAAUGGUGAAAAGGUCUUGUGGCUUCCUUUUGAAUAUCGCCAACCAAAUUGCCUGGCCAUUAAAGAUGGUAUCCUUGCUCUUGGCUUAUAUUACGGACAGGUUUAUAUUAUAGGGUUUUCCACACCUAUAAGAGGGCCUGGAUAA